GUGUUUCUUCCUCCGCCGGCGUGUGCAGAAAACCCCGAGGUGAGAUUCCUCCUUACUGACACAGUGACGUGGCGUGAGACCGGAAGUGGAGUGAGACCGGAAGUGGAGUGAGACCGGAAGUGGAGUGAGACCGGAAGUGGAGUGAGACAGGAUGGAUCUCAGGCUGUUGCUGCUGUGCGUUGCGAUUUGUGUGGCUCACACCUCCACUAAACCCAUGGAGAAGAAGGACCGAGUCCAUCACGACGCUCCUCUCAGCGACAAGGAACAUGACGAUGAGGAGAACUUCGAGUACGACCACGAAGCCUUCCUCGGCCAGGAGGAGGCCAAAACCUUCGACCAGCUCACACCAGAAGAGAGCAAAGAGAGACUCGGUAAAAUCGUUGAGAGGAUCGAUGAAGAUCACGACGGCUUCGUGACGGUGGACGAGAUGAAGAACUGGAUUAAACACGCUCAGAAGCGCUGGAUUUAUGAAGAUGUGGACCGACAGUGGCAGGCUCACGACCUCGAUUCAGAUGGACACGUGUCCUGGGAGGAGUACAAGAACGCUACAUACGGCUAUGUCCUCGAUGAGUCGGACCCCGAGGACGGGUUUAACUACAAGCAGAUGAUGAGCAGAGAUGAGCGUCGCUUUAAAAUUGCGGAUAAAGAUGGAGACAUGCGGGCGAAUCGUGAGGAGUUCACAGCGUUCCUCCACCCUGAGGAGUACGGAUACAUGCAGGACAUCGUGGUUCUGGAGACCAUGGAGGACAUCGACAAAAAUGGAGACGGGUUUAUUGACCUGGAGGAGUACAUCGGUGAUAUGUACAGUCAGGACGGAGACUCCACAGAACCCGAGUGGGUGAGGACGGAGCGAGAGCAGUUCACGGAGUUCAGAGAUAAAAAUAAAGAUGGACGGAUGGAUAAGGAGGAGACGAAAGACUGGAUUCUGCCAUCAGACUACGAUCACGCCGAGGCCGAGGCCAAACAUCUGCUCUACGAAUCAGACACAGAUAAAGACGGACGUCUCACGAAGCAGGAGAUCGUGGAUAAAUACGACCUCUUCGUCGGGAGUCAAGCGACGGAUUUCGGAGAAGCUUUAGUAAGACACGACGAGUUUUAAUCCCCAAACCUCUGCACACGAAGGAAAGUGAAAUGGACUGUAAUUUAUUUCCUUAUUCCCCGUAAACGAUCUCAAUCAUGCAAACUUCCAGAACUGAGAGUUAUGUACAGUUACAGUUUUCUAGUUUGUUUUGUUUGGAAAAGGAAAUAUUCAGUGAUGAAUUUAAUUCAUUUUUACAUUGGAUGUUUUAAGUUUAUCCCUUAGAUAGAUGCCUUGAUGCGGAAGUGUGUGUGUGUGUGUGUGUGUGUGUGUGUGUGUGUGUUAAUGCACUGAACACUUAAAGUAUUCCGAAAUCAUGUUGUAUAAAGGUUUAAUUUGGAGUGUUCAGGCCUCUCCAGCGGCGUGGGGAGGAUUUGGCUGUACCCCGGAGUCCUGUACCCCGCGUCUCUGGCGUGCGGAAAUGAAAUAAAGGAUGGUUUCUGUAGGAAUCUACGGAACAUCCACUAACUCUGUCACUACACGUAAUGGUGCUUGUUAAGAGAACUGUUCACAACCUCAGCAUUAACCACUGCGUACAUUUUACUAACUUUUAGGUUGAAGCAGAUUUAUUGUUUUAAGUCCUUCAUAAUUGUGCUAUAAUGCAUUAUAAUGAGGCACUGAUGCUUUUUUUUUUUUGCCUCAUCACUACACGCUCUUCCUCUGAAUCAUGAUGAACACAAAUGUCAAAACAUUUCCUUUUUUUUAGUGCCUUUUUUAUUUUAUUUUAUUUUUGUUCCCGUUUUCAGUCAGAACAUGUUCAGUAUUUCCUGAGCUUCCGUUUUCCUUACCAGUUUUUCUGAAGAUGACUGAAAUAAGAUGUUCCGUCCAGGUGUGAAGCUUAUCUGUACAUACCUGUACCCAUAUGUUUAAAUUGUAAACUUGUAUGCAGUGAAUUGUGAUGGUGUAAAUACAGCACGCGAGCUGCACCCGAGAGACUUUUCACAAUAAAAUAUAGGAAAAAAACCCA
Molecule: messenger RNA, 2045 nt
Organism: Ictalurus punctatus (channel catfish)
Lineage: Eukaryota; Metazoa; Chordata; Actinopteri; Siluriformes; Ictaluridae
Gene: calub
Product: calumenin b
Exons: 8
Coding region: 152-1099 (315 amino acids)
Cellular component (GO): endoplasmic reticulum
Molecular function (GO): calcium ion binding
Source: RefSeq, a predicted model, not a curated record